AUGGGAGUCAAGGCCAUGCACAAAAAACCAUGGGAUCACAGUGAAAUAGGCCGGGACUUGCCAGAAGCUGAGAGCUAUCAGAGGCCUGGGGUUUCAGAAGGCCGGGACUUGCCAGAAGCUGAGAGCUCCCAGAGGCCCGGGGCUUCCGAAGGCCGGGACUUGCCAGUUGCUGAGAUCUCUCAGAGGCCCAGUGCUUCCGAAGGCCGGGACUUGCCAGAAGCUGAGAGCUCCCAGAGGCCCAGUGCUUCCGAAGGCCGGGACUUGCCAGUUGCUGAGAACUACCAGAGGCCCAGUGCUUCCGAAGGCCGGGACUUGCCAGAAGCUGAGAUCUCCCAGAGGCCCAGUGCUUCCGAAGGCCGGGACUUGCCAGAAGCUGAGAGCUACCGGUGGCCAGGGAGAAUUUAA
Homalodisca vitripennis (glassy-winged sharpshooter) is the source of this 405-nucleotide messenger RNA. RefSeq lists its product as uncharacterized. The transcript is spliced from 2 exons. The record is from RefSeq and is a predicted model, not a curated record. Bases 1 to 405 code for a protein of 134 amino acids. NCBI's taxonomy places the organism in Eukaryota, Metazoa, Arthropoda, Insecta, Hemiptera, Cicadellidae.